Molecule: messenger RNA, 507 nt
Organism: Spinacia oleracea (spinach)
Lineage: Eukaryota; Viridiplantae; Streptophyta; Magnoliopsida; Caryophyllales; Amaranthaceae
Product: transcription factor bHLH162-like
Biological process (GO): regulation of transcription by RNA polymerase II
Cellular component (GO): RNA polymerase II transcription regulator complex
Molecular function (GO): DNA-binding transcription factor activity, RNA polymerase II-specific; RNA polymerase II transcription regulatory region sequence-specific DNA binding; protein dimerization activity
Source: RefSeq, a predicted model, not a curated record
UCCAAAAGAGACAGGAAAACCAUGGAGAAAGACCGAAGAAACCAAAUGAAAAAUCUCUAUUCCGAACUCAACUCACUUGUCCCUCAGGAUCCGUCCUCUUUUCCAAGGGCAAUUCCAGAUCAAAUAGAUGAUGCAACAAACUACAUCAGGCAACUUCAGGACAACAUCAAAAAUUUGAGUAUGACCAGGGAUGAGUUGCAGGGAUCAGCUGGAGGGUAUAAUGCUAAUAGAGGAAGUUACUCGACGAACUCGCCGGUCCAAAUCGAAGUGACUGAAAAUGGGAAUGCCCUAGAGCUAGAGGUGACUGUGUUGACGGGGUUGGAGUGCCAGUUUGUUUUCACUGAGGCACUCCGAAUUCUGCAUGAGGAAAAUGCUGAAGUUGUCAACGUUAACUAUUCUGUUGCUGAAAACAUUGUUUUUCACACCAUUCAUGCACAGAUGGGCGAGGCUGCGUCGAGUAAUGCUGUUGCAAGGAUUACUCAGAGGUUGAAGAACUUUGAGCUUUGA